Molecule: messenger RNA, 2197 nt
Organism: Drosophila elegans
Lineage: Eukaryota; Metazoa; Arthropoda; Insecta; Diptera; Drosophilidae
Product: arginine/serine-rich protein 1
Exons: 2
Coding region: 619-1812 (397 amino acids)
Molecular function (GO): 5'-3' exonuclease activity; 3'-5' exonuclease activity
Source: RefSeq, a predicted model, not a curated record
UACGAUCUGAACUGAUCUAAUCCCAUCGACAUCAAGCCAAUCGAAUCCAAUCCAAUCGAAAGCAAACGGAAGGAACCCGCCAGCACGGAUGAAAACGUAACGUAGCCGCGACGUUGGAGCCACAACACCACUUCCACCGCAGCGGACAUCGCAAACAAGUAAAUUACCAUUUCUCAUUUUAUCAAACAGAAAUCUGCCAGCCAAGUACCAAUCAAAGCUAAAGCUAAAGCAAAACCAAUCAAAUCAAAUCGAAUCAAAUCAAUGCAUCCAAAUCCAAGUCAAAGUCUAAGUAUCCAAUAUCCAAAUUGCAUAAGAGUCGCGUAUGCGCCGCGAGCGUUUCUUGUCGCCCACAUCCACUUGGUUGGAGCUCCAGCUCCCAAACCCGGCCCCAAAUCCGGUCAUCCGCUCGAGGAGACAGCGCCAGCCAAGUCAAGUCAGCGCAAGAAAUAACGCUAGAUUCUCGAUUCUCGAUUCUGACAAGCGUCAAGCAAACAGAACCGAAACGAUACGAUACUAUACGAUACUAUACGAAACGAACCGAAAAGCAGAUACUCAAAAGAAAAGAAAAGAAAACAGAAAGAAUACUGAUAUUGUGUAUAGAUCAUCACUACAUCCGACAUGUCGGCGGCCCGUCUGCCCUACUAUCAGCAGGAUCAGGACGACCACCACCACCACCACCAGCAGCAGCAGCGGCGCGCCGGUCGUGGCCAUCAGCGCGGCUACAACGAGCGAGCCUCCGGUGGAGGAGGAGGAGCUUCGUCUAGGCGGGAGCGCAGUCGCUACAGUCGCAGCCAUUCCCGCUCUCGCAGUCGCUCCGGGGAGCGCUCAGGCCAGCGUCGCCGCCGGCAGCAGUCCCGCUACCACAGGGACCGCGACUCCAGAGACCGCUCCAGAGAUCGCUCCAGAGACCGCUCCAGAGAUUGCUCCAGAGAUUGCUCCAGAGAUCGGUCCAGGGAUCGCGACCGAGAGCGGGAUUACUCGCGACGCUCGAGCCACUACCGUCGGUCGGAGUCGCCGACCACUGGUCCGGGCCCGGGAUCCAGUAGCAACAGUAACAACCAGCGAAGGGGCCACCAGCCACCAUCCACUGGCAGAUCGGAGAUGAGCGCCGUACAGAAGGCAGCCGCAGCAGCUGCCGCUGCCGCAGAGCACGUCCAGAUGGCCGGCAAGAGCAGCGCCGCCGUCGCCUCGGCCGUGGGCGCCUACUACAACCUGGACACAGACGAGCCAUUCGACAAGGAGCGCAUCCACCGCGAGAUGGAACAGAAGCUGCGCGAAGCGCUGGCCAGGGAGGGCAAGGUGUACCCACCGCCUAAGCCGGAGCCGCCUUCACAUCCCGUCUUCGCCAACGACGGCUCAUUCAUGGAGCUGUUCAAGAAGAUGCAGGAGGAUCAGAAGCAGCAGGUGGGCAGCCAUCAGCUGCUGCAGCAGCCAGCGAUCCUGGCCGCCGCCGGAGCAGAGGAGGUCCUGCAUCAGCAUCAGCAGCAACAGCAGCAGCAGCAGCAGCAGUUGACCCUGGCGGAGGCCAGCACAUCGCCUGUGCUGCCGGCGAUUGCGGUGGGGGCUGCCAGCAGUGCUGCCGCUCCGUACAUAGCCGCUGCGGCGACAGGCAAGCUGGCGCCUCCACCUCCGCUCGUGGGACGACGACGUGGCGGAAAGGUCCUGAAGACCGGCGUGGUGGCCAAACUGAAGACGCCCAAUGAGAGCGACGUGGACCCGAAGGAUUUCUGGUCGCUGUAUCUGGCCGAGGUCAACAAGUACAAGAGCAACGCCUGCGACACGGACAACGGCAAGCGGCCGCUGGUCAAGUAGUAGCGGCCACAGUCCUGCUCCUCAUAGAAACAUGAACUUGAACGCAGGCAGAAGGGCAAACGUGAACCCAGACUUGACUCGAUUCGACCAGUUCCCCUCCCGCCCACUGCGAUCCUCUCAUCCCCCCCUCCCCCAUGAAGAUUUUGUACACGAGAAUAAGCUAUCACAGAUCCGUAGUUUGUAGUUAUAGUGGAGAGAGCUUUCGAGCUGCAAGCGCGAGCAGUGUACUUUGUAUUUUUUUUUUUUUCACACGGGUCGAGGGCGGCUAGUCCCUCGAUAUACACAUUAUAAAAUAAUCAUAGUCUAGAUCGUAAGCCUUAAUUUUAGAAGAUCCAUACGAGAUGUAUCUCUCUAUAUAAUAUGAUAUAUAUCGUUCAUUAAGCAA